AUGAAAGAGGAAACUUACUCUGGUGUCAUUUACCCCGUCGAAAACGCUGUGGAUAAAGAAAUCCCACCUGAGUUAACCAAGUUAGUUCUGUUUCCACCAAGGAGCCGCAGAGCAUCGGGCAGGAGAAAAAAAACACGCUAUCCAUCCACUGGAGAGAAACUUGUCCCCAAAGUAAAGAAACUCAUCCCCAACAAAUGUACUAAGUGUUUCCAACCAGAACACAACCGCAGUACAUGCCAUAAGCCCACCUAA
Messenger RNA from Thlaspi arvense, 252 nucleotides. Lineage: Eukaryota; Viridiplantae; Streptophyta; Magnoliopsida; Brassicales; Brassicaceae. The record is from the annotation of a GenBank genome assembly.